Messenger RNA from Plasmodium malariae, 363 nucleotides. RefSeq names its product trophozoite stage antigen, putative. Lineage: Eukaryota; Apicomplexa; Aconoidasida; Haemosporida; Plasmodiidae. The record is from RefSeq and is a predicted model, not a curated record. The coding region runs from base 1 to 363 and encodes 120 amino acids. The transcript has a single exon.
AUGGAUUAUCAUAAUGGGGAUAGCUUAACUAAACUAUACAAGAGUAACUACAUGAAUGACAAAGAAAUAAAUGCAAGGAAAGAAUAUAGAAGGAGUAGAAGAUCUUCAUUAAAAAGUGAAAUACCUACUCAAAGUUUUUAUGACUCAAAUAAACGCAGUACAGUUGAUCCUACUAUGACUGAUUAUCAUUUUGAAAUUUUCACAUCGUUAAAUGAUAAAAUUAGGCCCCAUGAAAAAAAAAAAAUAAUAAAUAAAGCAGUAAAUACAGACAUUUUAAAGCAUGAACAUAAUAAAUUCUGUGCAACAAUUACCAUAAAAUGCAAAGAAUGCAACGAGAAACUUACCAGAGAGUUCGAACUAUGA